CCAUACUCUAUCCUCAUCCUUCUGUCUUCUAUAAACCCUUUUCAUAACUUCAAGAUUUCCCACUUGAUCAUUAGGUUUACACGGUUAGUAUUUCAACUUUCUGUUCAUAAAUCUUUGUGGGUUCUGUUGUAUAUCAAGAAAGGAUCGAUCUUUGAUUAGGGUUCUUAUAAUUUAUCGUGAUUUAGGGGUUGUAGACAGUUGAAUUCAUCUGGGUGUUAUUCUUUUCAGCUUAUAUUUGCCGAUUUGUGUUGAAAUAAUUCUGGGUUUUUACCAAUUUCUGUUCUUGACGAUGGAUUUUGUUGUUUUGAUUUUAGGGUUCAUCCGUUAGGGUUUACUGUUUCUGAAAAUAUGGGGUUUUUAGUUUCUUGCGUUUUAUGUUGAUUUAGGUUUGUUGAUCGAUUAUACGAAAUGGGUUUUCUUUUCGCAUCGAUUAAAUCUGUAGAUUUUGUGAGGUGAAGUACUCAAAUUUGGUGUUUUUGUUGAAAUGGGAUCAUCUGGUUUUUUCUCAAUAUGUAUGAUUUACUCUAUAGUGGCUUUAAGUUGUGGAACCCUAAUGAUGUUCUAUAGCCAUGAGGUUUUUGCAUUCAGCCAUGGCAAUGAAACUGCUAUUAAGCUAUUGGGGUCAACACCCCAUGAUCAACUGUUGAUUCAGACCUCUGAUUCAUUCUCUGGGUUGCUUUUAUUUGCUGUUGGAAUCUUGUUGUUCAUGGUGGCAUUUGUGAAAGAUAGGGACUUUCAGAGCUUUUUUGCCAAAGGGUGUGUUCUUCUUCACAUUGCCAUGGCAGUCUGGAGGAUAUACUUUGAGCGGAAGCUCGAAGAGCUUGGUCGUGAUUGGCUUCGGCUCGUUCUUGGUGAUUUCAUUUUGGCACUUUCGUGGGUGUUGUUUCUUGUGUACAGUUGGAGAGAAAAAUACGAUUAGCCAAAUACACGAAUCGUUUCAAGAUUCGUUCUUGAAUCCAUUCAAGGGUCGUUCUUGGAUUGUUCCAAGAUUCGUUCUUGAAUCCAUUCGAGGGUCGUUCUUGGAUUGUUUCAAGAUUCGUUCUUGAUUGUUUCAAGAUUGGUUCUUGAAUCCAUUUGAGGCUCGUUUCUUGAAUCGAAAACGCGGCUUGAACCGUCAUCGUCUUUGGUAAACACCUUUUGAAGAAAGACCCACCAUUAAUGGAGGUUGUGAAGAUUGUUUUGUUGUUGUUUCAAUUUGUAGGUGCACAUACUUUUUGAUUGUGAUUAGUAAACCCUUUGAAGGCUUCAAAUUUAUCUUCUUUUAUUGUUUUUUUUUUAAAUGUUUAAAUAGAGAAAAAAAAAAUAUGAUAUUGUUGUCUUCAUAUGUUCAUCUUCAAUUGUAAAACUUUCAAUUUGUAGAGGCAAAUAUGAAAUUUCUUGAUUGUUGCUCC
Messenger RNA from Cynara cardunculus var. scolymus (artichoke), 1391 nucleotides. RefSeq lists its product as uncharacterized. The coding region runs from base 485 to 919 and encodes 144 amino acids. The record is from RefSeq and is a predicted model, not a curated record. NCBI's taxonomy places the organism in Eukaryota, Viridiplantae, Streptophyta, Magnoliopsida, Asterales, Asteraceae. The transcript has a single exon.